Molecule: messenger RNA, 816 nt
Organism: Exaiptasia diaphana
Lineage: Eukaryota; Metazoa; Cnidaria; Anthozoa; Actiniaria; Aiptasiidae
Product: 39S ribosomal protein L12, mitochondrial
Exons: 5
Coding region: 1-609 (202 amino acids)
Biological process (GO): translation
Cellular component (GO): ribosome
Molecular function (GO): structural constituent of ribosome
Source: RefSeq, a predicted model, not a curated record
AUGGCGGCCAGCACAAGGAUUUUGAGAUUUCUAGCAAGAAAUACCCAAGAAAUACAACUUAGACGAACUAUUCAAAGCUGUACAACGUGUUAUUCACUGAGAAAGUGUCCAACAUUAAGCCGGGUUGUGUCACAUGGUUCAGUCCGCAGCAGACAAUUCAGUGACCUUGCUGCACCCCAACCGGAUGGCGARCCUAAACAGUAUCCAGAACAUAUUAAGCGUAUUGUAGAUGACAUAUCRAAACUGACAAUUCUCGAGGUUUCGGAAUUAAAUCAACUUUUAAAGAAAACAUUAAACAUAGAAGAUGUACCAAUGAUGGCAAUGGGUGGAAUGACUGCUGGUCCAGCAAAGGAAGAAGAAUCAGAAGAAACAGAAAAAGCUCCUGAGCCCACUGAAUUCACUGUCAAGUUAACAGGAUUUAAUGACAGUGCUAAAGUUAAGUUGAUAAGAGAGAUCAAAGCAAUCAUCCCAGGAAUGAAUCUAGUACAGGCCAAGAAGUUUGUCGAAGGUGUACCACAGAUAGUUAGAGAAAAAACAAACAAGGAGGAAGCAGACAAUGUCCAGAAGGCACUGGAAGCUGUUGGAGGGAUCRUUGAGAUCGAGACUUGAAAUCUGACACUUUGAAAUGAACCUGAAGUGAUAUUUUCUAGAGACUCAAUUGGCUCAGUAUGAACAAACAUGUUUACAGGUUGAUACUUGUAUAUGGUGAUUGACAGAUGUCAGUUAGCUGCUCGAGUCCACAUUUGUGGCACUGUGUGCACUUUUAAAAAUCAAGGAAUGUUGUCAAAGAAUGUGAAUAAAAGCUAAAAACUURUC